AUGGAUGGAAAUUGGCCGUCUCCCGUUCCUCGUCGCUUUACUCCUUUAGGUGAUGCACACGGCAGCAGCAUCGAGCCCCGCGAUCUAUCUCGGUCUCCGUCUCUCUCGCCUACGCCGGCCAUCUCGUCCUGUCCCUCGCCCGACCGCACCUUUUCGACCGUCUCGUCCAUCUCGAAUUUCUCAGGCGAUGCCAGGUCGUCCGUCUCAGCCGUCUCAGCGUCGGCGGGCACGCGGAGGAGAGGCUACAUCCGUCCCCAGGGCGCUACGUUCGCCGAGUCAGCGAAGAACCGCGAGAGCGUGAUGAGUCUGGGCAGCAUCGCACAUCUACAGUACUACUUUGCCCGGACGGGUCUACUGGACGGGAAAGGGGCGCAGAUGGCGAAGGCGAGGAAAAGCACUACAGAGACAGAUAUACCCAAGCUUACGCUGAGCCAGCAAGUGCAUCUGGGCGGUGAUCUGGUGGAGAGCCCGAUCGAAGGGUUUGCGGAGUUUGGGGACGAGGCAGCAGGGUGGGAGGAGGACGAAGAGCAUGAACCGCUCAUGCUGCCGCCGACGGUGAGCACGUAUAGCAUCCGGACACACUACAUACCGCCGCCGCCGGACCUGAACGCGCUCAGACAUGAUUUGCAGACCGCGCUGGAGAAGGCGAGACAUGUUCUGACGGCGAGCAAGGACGAGUUGGCAGCGCAGAAGAAGGCAGCUAGCGAGCUGAAUACGGCGGAGGGACUGUCAGAGACAGAGGCAGAUGCCGAGAUAGAGGACGACGAGCAGCAACAGCAGCAGCAGCAGCAGAAGCAGACGCCGUCGAAGAAGCAUCCGAAGGGCUGGGACGAGAUCGAAGGCAUGCACAUCCUGGACCUGGUCACGCUGGCCAUCCGCGCGGCGAGGAUCUACUAUACCGCCCACGAACACCCCGAGCGGCUGUCCCUGAUCAAGAGCGAGAAGGAGAUCCGGGGCGAGCUGCUGUCGGUGCUGGAGGUGCUGAAGCGGUGGGCGUCACGGUCGUUUGCAGGCGGGCUCAAGGACAAGGAACGCAGCGCCAUCCUCGACUGGAUCGACGGGGUAGGCUCGAUGCUGGACCAGGAGCGCAAGAUGGAAGAAGGCGAGAAGCACAAGCGGAAGAGCUGGACGUGGACGAGCGGCGACUGGUCCGGCAAGGAGCGAGACAGGGAGUACCAGUUCCUCCAAAACCUGCCGUCCGCCAUCAGCAACCCGCUCCCGGCCUGGGAACCCGUUGAGGAGGACCGAGAGGCGCCGUCUGCCUUUCUCGCCCGUCUACGGGACGGCCGGGAUCUGGUACGCUUCCACAACGAGGCCGUCAAGCUGUCCUAUCGCCAGUUUGAGGAGAUCAAGACCUUCCACGACGACAUUGGCAAGCCGUACCGGAUGGCCGACAACCUCCGCUACUGGGUCAAGGCCGCCGAGAUACGCUGGGAGAUCCGGCUCGAGGUCGACGUGAUGGGCGUCGUCACCGGGGACAAGCCGGAGGCCUGGAAGGGAUUUGAUGCCGCCGUCCUGCAGUGGUGCCAGGGGGUGAGGGAGGAGUUGCUGCGUGAUUGGAGCUCGCGCGAUGCUGAGUCUGUAAAGGCUCCCUCGUCGACGCUCUCGCCGAUGGCUACUGUUCCUCUCAUGGUCGCCAUCGACGACAACCCAGGCAUCAAACACUGGAAGCUGUUCAUCGACGCCGAAGCAAACCUCAAGACCAUCAUCCAUCUCCUCGGUGCUCGACAUCGUUACUUCAUCAACGUUCGAACGCCCUCAGACGCCCGAGUUACAAGCUCUGUCCUCGAGCUAUGUGAGCUCUGCCAAAUCGACCCAGCUAAGAUCGAUGCUAUAAAGAAUAUCGGGUGGAAUACGCCUGUCCGCAACGAGGUGUCAGACUAUAGCUGCCAGGAUUUGGUCCUUGACGUCUUGGAGAAGUUAGAGGAACAGGGCCUUGUCGAUGCAGACGAGCAGUAUAUGAAGAACAAGGAGACCGUCAUAUCGAAGCGCGAGUCCUGGCCAGAACCCUGGAACUGCUGGAAAGCCUUCCACAUGGAUGAGGGGGUCCGCAAAUGUUCCAGAGGUGAACGCCGGCGCGAACUCGCCAACACGAACAAGAGCAGCGACAAGACGACCAGACACAUCCUCGCGGCCGUGCAAGUGCUGGGCGAUGGCACCGUGAAGAACUGGCACAGCUGGACGAGGAAGAACAGCAACCCGACACCAAUAGUUCAGCCGCUACCGACGCCAGCUGCUGGACGGGCCAACGUAUCAAUGCCCCCAGGGACCGCUGGGCCUGGCAAGAGAUCUGGCGUCGCUGUUUCGCAGUCGACCAGCCCUCCAAGCACUCCGUCGCCCGUCGCCGUCGACCUGAUCACUCCCAAACGCUCGUCUGUUCACAGUGCUGCCCAACGCAUCGCUUCGUGGUCGCCCUCGUCCUUCCCCAGCAGCUUCAGAGGCAGCACGACGCCGGCUCCUACAACAACAUCAACAACAACACCAGCAGCCACGACGUCGUCUACCAAGAUAGAGAGAGAGACGGCUCUGGGGCACAAGGGCCGACAGUCGAUCUUUCGACGGCUCUCGCCCAGUCUCGCGGCGCGCGUGAGGUUGCUGGACGGUGCGUCGAGCAAGUCUGAAACGGCCUCCGUUCGAAGUCACUCGAAGAGCCCAGUGGGGAAGAUACCUGCCUCGCAGCUGCAGGAGCUGGAACGACAGAAUAGACACCAGUCGAUACAGGUGCAGAGGCGAGGUCGGGCGUGGAGUGGUGGACUUGUCGCGCCGCAGGGGGCUCAGGAGCCGGACUCCGACUCCUUCACUGUCCGUAGAGCGGUGGACGAGGAAGAAGAAGAAGAAGAAGAAGAAGAAGACCAUCGAGUGGACGACGGAGAGGACGAAGAGCUGUCUAUACCGAAGCAAGGGGCUACCGAUACAUCUACGAGUUUUCAGACCAUGGUAACGGCGACGGCGACGGGAGCGAGCCAUGGGCCGUCAGGAGCAUAUACAGAUAAUACCGACAUCGACCUCCCUCCGCCGCCGCCGCCCAAAGAUACACCGCCGAUACCUCAUCACUCGAGCAGCGGCUCGAACGCGUCAGAGUCGUACUUCAACCCGCUCGGCCUGAGCCGGACGGACUCCAUCUACUCCUUCUCCAGAGCUUCCUUCAGCAACCAGCUAUCCCAGCUCACCUCCAUCAGCCUGCCGCAACCGUCAACCCUGGAAGAGAGCAUCGCCUCCAUUUCCAGUGCUCCGGCCGCCGUACGGGCCCUGAGCGGCGCAGCAGAACAGAUUCAGAAAUGGACAAACAAAGCAUCCGAGGUGCUCGGCGGGCUGGAGGCGGAAGACGAUGUCGAAUGGGCUGCCGCAGGGGGCCGGGAGGGACUCGACGAUGUCGACAAGGCAGUCACCAAGUUUGAAUCUCUGAUUAAUGUCUACGUCAAGGCGAUCGAGGAGGUGCAGGUACGCGACGAUAUCGCAGAGGUCGGGUCCGAAUCCCUAAACAACAUCGUCACCCAGAUGGAGCAGACUAUUAGGAACUGGGGGAAAGUCGGAUCACUGCUGCACGGAGUCAAGGAACAGGUCGAGCUGGCCAUGGAGUGGGAAGAGCUGUGGAACGCCGUGCUGGGUGACGUAGGACUCGAGAUCGAUAACCUGUCAAGGAUGAUUUUUGAAAUGGAAGAAAAGAGACACAAGGCCGUCAUGGUCUCGGAUGCAGAUAAUGAGCCAACCACGGGCCUUGACAUUAACGAGCUGGAGACGAUUGUCGAAGAGACGCCGUCAAACGUGCCUUCGAACCCACGCCUCAACUUUGCCCCUAUCCUGCCUUCUGGCUCGCAGACACCGGGCUCGGAGAACCAGCAGGACGAAUCUAGCUUGCUGGCACUGUUUGCGCGCAUGCAGCCUCUCCGAGCAUCCCUUGACUUUUUACCCAUGAGACUGUCAAUGUUCCAGACAAGGGCGAAAGAUAUCUUUCCCAGUGCGUGUGAAGAGCUAGAAGACCGACGGCUCCGACUUGAACAAGGAUACAAGAAGCUUGAAACAGACUCCGAGGCCCUCAGAAGAGAACUGGGAGAGGAUAGAUGGGUGAUUGUGUUUAGAAAUGCAGGCAAACAGGCACACAAGAUGUGUGAAUCUGUCGAGAGGAGUGUCGGCAAGCUACAGGAGGCCAUCGAGGGAGGCAUACAACAUAAUAAUCCCACAGCAUUAGCUAAACGGGCAGAGAACUUUGAAGCAAAGAAAGUACACUAUGGGUCAGCAAUUGAGCGAGUGCUGUCUAUCAUCCAGAAGGGAAUCAACGAUAGACUCACUGUUAAUGGCGAGAUUAUUCGACUUCUCGCGGAUCUGACGGCGAGGUUCGAUGCGCUUCAGAGCGCGGUACAUUCUAUGGAUGCAUUGCUGGACGAUCUCAACAGUCGACAGCUCCGAGACUCUGUAUCGAGUAUACUCACGCUCGAGAGCCCUGCUGCUCGAAGUAUCGGUACCCCCGGAAGCUCGCCUGCUUCGUCUAUAAUAAUGUCAAACGGCAACAACAUGAACAACAGCAACAACCAUACCAUGAUCAAGGAUACCAGUCGACGAAGCAGCGUCGCAGGCGGCGGUACCACUACCUCUCGAGGAACUUCCGCAAAACUAAAGCGUCACUCUGCUCUCCCACAGCCCAGUUCCUGUGGCAUUGGACAUACUCCUCGCAAGCCGUCGAUACCUCGCGCAGUCACAACCCCUAAAAUAACAACCACCAAUACCAAUGGAAGGCCGGUAUCACGGAUAGGAGCCGUCGACCCUCUGACUGCCCUGACAUACUCCAACUACGUCCCUGACGGCCGACCGCGAUGGAACGCAACAUACAACACCAAAGAUCUCGUAGUAGGCCACGUCUACAAACAAACCCACACCCCAUCUCCAUCAUCGAACAGGAACCUGCCUGUCCCUAUCUCUUCUCGUUCGCCGCGCCCGGCUCAGCAGCAUUCCUCUUAUUCGUUUGGCCUGCGCAGUCCACUCAGCCGCGAGUCAUCCGCUUCCCCUGCCCCAGGCAGAUCGUCUAGCCGACUACACCGCGGCGUAACGGACCGUGGCAUGCUGGAUCCUGGCUCCAGCCACGGCCACGGCCACUCCCCUUCUCCAUCUCCAUCACCCAGGCCAUCAUCCAUGUUUGACCCUCCUCCAUACAGCAAGUUACGCAAACAAGCUGCUGCCGCCAACUCCAAUUCCGCCAUCACAUCCACGGCGCCGAGAGCCACGGCUUCAAAGCUAACGCCUCCCGCCCCCAUACGUAUGAGGUCAAGGACGCCAUUACCUGCUGCUCCAACACCCAAGGCAGCACCUACACCUGCCCCUGCUGCUCCUGUAUCAAAACCGGCCCUACCCUCAGCACCAAGAAGCAGACAAAGCUAUGCCGGUAUCCCCAGCGCACGAUCAUCGUCCAUCUCUACCUCGAACGAUGGCGGUGCAAAGAAAUCUGCUCCACCGCCCGCUGCUCGACCGGGAACGGCAUUGGGCCACUCUAAUCGACGGAGCAGUAUGCUUCCACUACCCAGGACAGGAGCGGCAGGCAGAUUAGGAAUGGACGGCGUUGCUGGUGGUAAAAAGGAUGAUAGACCGCCGUGGAGGUAA
This is a messenger RNA of Arthroderma uncinatum, 5592 nucleotides long. RefSeq lists its product as uncharacterized. The transcript is spliced from 5 exons. The coding region runs from base 1 to 5592 and encodes 1863 amino acids. NCBI's taxonomy places the organism in Eukaryota, Fungi, Ascomycota, Eurotiomycetes, Onygenales, Arthrodermataceae. The record is from RefSeq and is a predicted model, not a curated record. Gene Ontology annotation, biological process: mitotic spindle orientation checkpoint signaling; nuclear migration along microtubule; establishment of spindle localization. Gene Ontology annotation, cellular component: cell cortex; spindle pole body; mating projection tip.